CGUCGACGUUGUCGAAAUUUACCCGUGGCCAAUAUUUCCAUCGACGAUCUGGCGUUCUCCACCAUCCAAGUUUGUCAAUCCAUUCGCUAACGACAUCCUACGGACUUCGUCUAGUUUCGCUCCAUAAACUUGGUACACGCGUCGAACUGCUAUGUCUUCACCUAGCGCCGGCAAACGUCGUAUGGACACGGACGUCAUAAAGCUCAUAGAGAGCAAGCAUGAGGUGACCCUGUUAAAUGGCUUGAAUGAAUUCUGUGUAAAACUGUAUGGUCCACGAGGAACACCGUAUGAAGGUGGUUUGUGGAAAGUCCGUGUUCAUCUACCAGAACAUUAUCCAUUCAAGUCUCCUUCAAUUGGCUUUAUCAACAAAAUUUACCAUCCUAACAUUGAUGAAGUAUCUGGAACCGUUUGUCUUGAUGUCAUUAAUCAAGCUUGGACAGCUUUAUAUGAUUUGCUUAAUAUUUUCGAAUCAUUUUUACCCCAACUACUUGCCUAUCCAAAUCCAAUUGAUCCACUGAAUGGUGAUGCUGCUGCUUUGUACUUGCAUAAACCUGAACAGUAUAAAAAACGAGUCGAAGAAUAUGUCAAGAAAUAUGCAACCGAAGAAGCACUCAAAGAUGAUGGAAAUGCUGGUUCAGAUAGUGACGAAUCAUCUAUGUCUGAGUUCAGUGAAAGUGAAGCACAAGACAUGGAACUAUAGCCAUUAUUUAUAAAAAAUCAAUAAUUAUAAUUAUUACGUAUCCAGUUUUUUCAUUUGUUUUCACUAAUUUACUUAAAUUUUAGUUAAAAUUAGGUAGUUAUUAGUAGGUUUUUUAUGUUGACAACAUGUUCACAAUAUUUGGAGAGUUAAUUUUGUAGAUACUUUAUUAUUUUUAAGGACAAGCAAAUUAAUUUGUGAUAUUCUAAAAUGAAAAAAAAAAACAAAGUAUGUCACACUUUUAUUAAUUUUUCUUAACAAUACAUUUGGAUUGUUUUUUGGCUGUGUACACAAUCUGGUAAAUUUAAAAGAAAUGAGAAGAGAUAGUUAAUCAAACUAAAUUUAAUGCUUUUCUCAUAUAAUCGUUUUUGCCAUCAAAUAUAUUUAUAAAUAUUCUUAUAACUAAAAAAAAAGUUAUAUUUUUUGAGUUAAAUUUCAAACAUACAAAUUGCUAAUGUAAUUAUUGCAUUAGAGCUUAAGCUCUAAGUUUGAAACAUUUGAAAAUUAUCAAUAUUCUAUUUCAUGUUUUACAGUAACUUACUAGAAAAUAGAAGAAAAAAUUUAAUUAAACCUAGAAUUUUUAUUAUUUUUACCAGAUCCAAAAUUAACCACUAUUUCUUUAAACAAAAUCAUAAAUAAAGUCAACUUAAAAAUAAAUAUAUAGUUUUAACCUAAUUGAUAACGUUAUUUUAAUUCACAAUUAUUGUUUUGUCAAUAUAUAUUUUAAUGGGUACGAAGCUGGCGUAAUUAUUAUAUAUUAUAAAAAAAUUAUUUUGUGCCAGAAUGGUGAAAGUAUACCAUGUAGCCUUAAGAUUCUGGAACUAAAAUAAUAUUGCUCUGCUAUUAUAUUUUACUUUAAUUUUCUUUUACAAAACUUUUUAUUAUUUAUUGUAAUAAUACUUUAUUUAAAAGCUUUCGUGCAAAAGUUUUUUUUUUUUGAAUUUUAAGAGAUUAGUAAAAAAAAUAUAUAUAUAUAUUUGGUUGCAUACUUCAAGUAUAAUAAUAUAUAAAGAGAACAUGUUAUUUUAAAUUUUCGUUAUGAUCUUCAAUUUUUUUUAUAUAUAUAUAUAAAUAAAUAAAAAUAAAAAAUUAUUUUAUGAAAAAUCACAUUUCUUUUAAUUAUUAUUGGCAACCAUGAAUUUUUAUACUUUUCUCUUUCUAUUACGGUUGAUACUAUUUUUUUUUUCUUUAGAGAAUCCCCUGAUCUCAAUAUCUUAUAGGUUUUAUUUUGAAAAUGUAUACCCUUGCAAAUCCUAAUGUCAAUACAAAUAAUUCAUUUGAAAUAAUUUGUAAUUCCUUUUAAACUAUUAAUGAAGUACCUAACCAAAAGACAAAUAAAGGGUAUAAAAUUAAAACAAAAAUUCAAUCUACCUAACAUUUUAUAAAGCCAUUUUAUGCACUGUUUUUUUGUUUUUUAAGAAUUUAAUUAUUUGCAUUAAUAACUUUAUUUCCCCUAAAUAGUUAAGUUAAUUUUUGUUGUUUAACUAAAAUAUAUAACAUAAUUUAUCACAGUACAUUUAGAAAUUAAUAUAUGAAUGUUUGUAUGUAAAUUUAUAUUGUGUGACUUGAUUGUGCAUGACAU
Messenger RNA from Adelges cooleyi (spruce gall adelgid), 2279 nucleotides. RefSeq names its product ubiquitin-conjugating enzyme E2 H (gene UbcE2H). The record is from RefSeq and is a predicted model, not a curated record. Gene Ontology annotation, cellular component: nucleus. The coding region runs from base 152 to 700 and encodes 182 amino acids. The transcript is spliced from 2 exons. Gene Ontology annotation, molecular function: ubiquitin conjugating enzyme activity. NCBI's taxonomy places the organism in Eukaryota, Metazoa, Arthropoda, Insecta, Hemiptera, Adelgidae. Gene Ontology annotation, biological process: ubiquitin-dependent protein catabolic process; protein polyubiquitination.